Molecule: messenger RNA, 5365 nt
Organism: Cynocephalus volans (Philippine flying lemur)
Lineage: Eukaryota; Metazoa; Chordata; Mammalia; Dermoptera; Cynocephalidae
Product: cytochrome c oxidase assembly protein COX18, mitochondrial
Exons: 6
Coding region: 50-1021 (323 amino acids)
Biological process (GO): mitochondrial respiratory chain complex IV assembly; protein insertion into mitochondrial inner membrane from matrix
Cellular component (GO): mitochondrial inner membrane
Molecular function (GO): membrane insertase activity
Source: RefSeq, a predicted model, not a curated record
UGUCGCUGGUCUGCUGGGCUCGCGUUUAGAGUUCCGCCCUGGCGCAGACAUGCUGUGUCGACUUGGCUGUCGGUGGCCGCGUCUGUUGCCUGCCCUGCAGCUCCAGGCUGGGGGCCCGCUGCUUGCGCCGGUCCCAACGAGUGGCGCCAAGCGCCCCGCUCUCCCAGUGUGGGCGGUGGCCUCAGUCUCUACAGUUGGCUCAGGCGGCGCGGGCGGCUGGUACGAGGCCCUGGCAGCGUCGGCGCCGGUGCGGGGCGCGGAGGAAGUGCUGCUUGGCGCGCACGCCGCCACGGGCUUGCCCUGGUGGGGCAGCAUUCUGCUCACCACCGUGGCCUUGCGCGUUGUUGUCACGUUGCCCCUGGCGGCCUACCAGCACUACAUCCUGUCCAAGGUAGAAAAUUUGCAGCCGGAAAUUAAAAACAUUGCCAGGCAUCUGAACCAAGAAGUUGCAGUUCGUGCACAUCAGUUGGGGUGGUCCAAAAGAGUUGCCAGGCUCACUUAUCUAAAGUAUAUGAGGAGGUUUGUUUCAGAGCUGUAUGUUCGGGAUAACUGUCACCCUUUCAAAGCCACUGUGUUGUUCUGGAUUCAGCUUCCAAUGUGGAUCUUCAUAUCUGUUGCCCUCCGAAAUUUUAGUACAGGGGCAACACAUUCAGAAGCAGGUUUUUCUGUUCAGGAACAGCUAGCUACUGGUGGGGUCCUUUGGUUUCCUGACCUCACCGCUCUGGAUUCCACUUGGAUUCUGCCUGUCUCCAUUGGUGUCAUCAACUUAUUAAUAGUGGAGAUUUUUGCUCUACAAAAAAUUGGAAUGUCUCAUUUUCAGACGUAUAUUACAUACUUUGUCCGUGCAGUAUCAGUGUUGAUGAUUCCAAUUGCUGCAACAGUACCAUCUGUGAUCAAUUGUUCUCUACUGGUUAUGCUCCAGUUUCAUGGGCCUUUUCCAGAACUUGCUGCUCCGUUCUCCUGGAUUUCGCCAACUUUGCCGAAUACCGUUGACCAAAUCAGAUUCAGACACUCCUUAUAAAGACCUUUUUGCUGCCUUUUAUUCUAAGUUCAUUUCAAGAAAAUGAAUGAUAUAUUGUCUAAUAAUUUUGAAACAAUUGCAAGUGUCACUAUCGCCUGAAUGUAUUUAGAUUUAGAAUUCAAGUAUUAUUUAAUUUGGCUUUAUUUUAAAUCAUGAACUCUGUGAAGUACUAUGGGUUAAGAUGUAAUCCGGUUAUAUCUGACAAUAACUAAAAUAUUUUAAGUGAUAGAAAUGUAGUAUGCUUAAUUGUAAAAGUAAAAAUGGAACCAAAGUGUCUAUCCCUGUUUAUAAAACUAAUACUUGUUAGGGGGUGCCAGUAAUUUGGACAACAGGAUUGGAUACUGAAUGAUGUCAAAUUUUACUAAACAGUCAGUCCCACACGUUGAAGUUUUGUAAAAUAAGAGUAUUCAGUGAGGUGAUUUUUAAUAUUUUGGAGGUGGGGAGGAUUAUAGACCUGUGAACAUCUGAUAAAAGGCUAUGUAUAGUUUUCUUUUCAGAAAAGUCCUUGGACUCACAACAUGGGGACCUUCACUGACAUCCCUGAAGAUCUUCUGGCAACUCCUAGUUAAGAAACUGAUUCUGAUGGAACAUACAUUGAUGUUGAGUUAAUGUGUGGUUGGAAAAAAAAGGACUUGAAACACAUGCAAUAGAGUAGUCCAUGCAUAUAAGUACUGAAUAUGGUAUAUAAUUGCUGUGGGUUAAAUGUGUGCCCCAAAGGUUCAUAAUUGGGAACUUAGUCUUCAUUGCUAUUGUGUUAACACAGAGGGAAAUACAAUUGUGGUAAUUGAAAGGUGGGGUCUUUUAAGAGGUGAUUAGAUUGUGAGGGCUGUACCCUUGUGAAUGGGUUAAUACAUUGAUGAAUGAAGGGGUGGUAAUGGGUGAAGUUCUGAUGGCUCUAAAAGGAGAGUAAGUGAGGAGAUUAGCUGUCUCUUGCUCAUCCCAUUAAUGUGACGUGUAGAGUUAUCAAUGUCAAGAAGCCCCGCACCCCAUGCACCCCCUGGACUGUGGACUUCCCAGCCUCCAAAUUGUAAGAAAUAAACUUUGUUUUCAUAUAAACUACCUACUUUCAGGUAUUCUGUUAUAAGGAACAGAAGUGGACAAAUAACAAUAUUGCCUCCCAGUCCUUCUUUGAAAGAAUACAGAAAGUGUACAUUUCUUUCUCUAUAAUUUAAGAAGUCUAGAAUGCAGUUUUGCACUAUGUACUGCUAGAGGCCAAAGUGGAAAAUCUUAAGCAUUCAGUUUGUUUAGUCAGAGGAAGAAAACCAGAAUUGCAGCUGUCUAUUAUGGAGGUGAUUUUAAACUGUUGUUUAUUUGGAAGGAUUAAAUAUUGUAAUGGGUUUAAACAAUGAUAGAGGUUUAAUAUAGGAAAAAAUUGACAGGUAAUAUAAAUUGUGGAUCUAGUUGCUUAUUUAAGUUGAAAAGAUGCUAAAACUAAUUCUGAAUGAGAUAAUAAACAGUAAAUUUGACAGGCCUUUGAGAAGAUUAUAAAUUAUAAAUUUUCAUUGAGUUAAAAUAUGGACCCGAUCCUGAGAAACCCUGUCAUCCCAUCUCAGUGUUUUACAGUAAAAUAAAAACUCAAAUGAAAUUAAUUAGUGAUUUCUUUGAGUGACAUCUAUGAAAUCUUAGUCGAGGUUCUUAAUGAAGUUAUCAAGUGUUUUAAUAUAAAAAAUUAACAAUAUAUAGAGGUAAGAAUUUUGAUUGUCAUGUUACUGCAGCCCACUGAGAAUUUAGAGUUAGACGGUGUCAGCUGAGACUAGGUUCUCUUUCUCUUUUUUUUAUUAAAUAAAGAAAUUAUUUAUUUAUUUAUUUUUAUUGAAACGUAUUAUACAUAUUUGUGGGGCACAGAGUUGAGUAUCAGUACAUGUAUACAAUGUAUAAUGGUCAAAUUAGGGUAGUUAGCAUAUUCAUUAUCACAAACGCUUGUCAUUUCUUUUGAGAAUUUUUGAGAAUAUUUGAGCUCCUCUCUUUUAUCCAUUCGAGAACAUAGCAAUAAGUUAUUAACUAUAGAUGCCUAGCACUACUGUAUAUCACUAGAACUUAUUUUUCCUGUCUAGCUAUAAUUUUGUGUCUAUUAACCUUUCGUUAUUUCCUCUCCUCCUCCCUUUCCCAGACUCUAGUACAGGUUCUCUUUUUCUCAAUUCCCAGUCCUGGUUUAUGACUGCCUGGAAUGAGGGAACUGUGGUUGCCAAUCACAGUGAAGGAAUUGAAACUUCUGUACAGUUGAUUUUCAUUACGUGGAGAUUUGCCUACUUGCUAAAUUUAUUUAUAAACCCAAAAUCAAUAUUUGCAGUGCUUUCGAGGUCAUUUGUGAACAAAAAUUUGAGUCACCUUAUGCAUAUGUUCCUAACAGAGGUCAAAGAACAGUCUGCCUUGUUUCAGCUCUCAUACAAUAAACUUUGUGUCCUUUUUGUGGUCUUUUAAUGCUAUGUUUUUCUCAUUUCUUUGCUUUUUGUUGGUGAUUUUGCUGUUUAAAAUGGCUUCCAAGUGUUGUACCAAAGUGCUGUCCUAAUGUUCCUGACUUAAGAAGGCUGUUAUGUGCUUUAAGGACAAAAUAUGUGUGUUAAAUAAACUUCAUUCAUGCAUGAGUUGAUUCAAUAAUAAACUUCAUUCAUGCAUGAGUUACAGUGCUCUUGGCAGAGAGUUCAGUGUUAUUGAAUCAACAAUAUAAGGGUACUUGGAAAAGUUCAUGGAGAAAUAGAAUUUAAAGAUAACACUAAUUUUUCCAUGAACUUCUUAAAGUACUCUCAUAUAUUAAAUCGAUCUAUUGAGAAAAAUGUCAAGGCUUACAGGAACCUAACCCUGUAUGUUCCCUAGGAGCAUUUAAUCUAAACGAUUAUGUUCAGUAUUUACUUAUUCAGUUGUUUAUGGACUUCAUAGGACAUAACUAUCACAAAUAACAAGAAUUGACUAUAUUUGCAACAUGUGUACAAUCAAGGAAGCAGAGGCAGAAAUGUGCGUGUUGUUUGUAUUACAGUAAAAAGGAGAAAGGGAUCUUGAGAAAAAUUUUGGCAGAUACAGCUAACUCUGGAACAACUUGGCCUUUGCUGUGUGUGUCAUUUUGUACUGAUUAAGAUAUUUUUCAUAUUGUGAUAAGAAAUCAUCUCCUUUCCCCACCCUGUUUGUCACUUUCUUUGAAAGUUAAAAUAUAAAGGAGUGCUGUGACUCCCUGUGAUAUUGUUAAAUAUAUAUUUGGUCGUCCUAUUUCCUGACAUAUAACUCCUAAAACCCUUGGAAUCUCUAGAGUAAUAAGAGUGUCUUUUGUAUGCUAAUGAGAUGACUGGUGUCCCUAGAUGGGGGCUGGUCUUCAGAAAGGCCAAGCUAUGAUUUUUAAGGGGUUGGGACUUUCAGCCCCCCCCCAACCUCUGGGGAGGGAGAAAUGCUGAAGGUUGAACCAAUCACCUGUGGCUGGUGGUUUAAUCAGUCAUGACUAAAUGAAGCUUCCAUAAAAACCCAACAGGGCUGGGUUUGGGAAGCUUCCUGAUAGCUGAACAUGGGGAGGUUCUUAGAAGUUGGCACUCUUGGAGAGGUAAUGAAAGCUCUGCACCCCUUCCCACAUGCCUUGCCCUGUGCUUUUCUUCCAUUUGGCUGUUCAUCUGAGUCCUUUGUAAUAUACUUUGUAAUAAACUGGUAACAUAAGUGUUUCCCUAGGUUCUCUGAGCCACUCAUGAAACCCAAGGAGGGGGUCUGGCAGUCAGAAAAACAGGACACAACUUGGGGCUUGAGAUUGGCGUCUAAAGUGGGGGAUAAUCUUAUGGGACUGAGACCUCACCUGUGGGAUCUGAUGCUACGUCCAGGUAAAUAGUGUCACAAUUGAAUUUGAAUUUGAGGACACCCAACUGGUGUCUGCUUCAGAACUGGUUGCUGGUGGGGAGAAAUCCCCACACAUUGGCGACCAGAGGUAGUCUAUAUUGAGAGAGUAGGAAAAAAUACCUUUGGUUUUUCUUAUCUCCAAACACUCCCUUUUCAAAAGUGAAUCCCACUUUCAUGUGCAUAUUUUACCUUGUUUGCUGUGAUUCUCCUUGAUUUCAAAAUGUAUGUUUGUAUCUUUUCUCAAAUGUAUAUUUUACCUAUUUUCUUACUGCUCUCCCAUAUUCAAACUUUCAAACUUGAAAUUGUUUUUCAAUAUAUACAAUAAGUUUGAGGGUACAAGGACCUUCCUCCCAGAUCCCAAAAUAAUUUCUGAUAAGGUAGAGGGUGGCUGGGAUCUUGGGAUGUACUCAUGUAUAAAGAAAACUGGUGUAUUGUAAACUGUGGUGAAGUAGUCACCUGACUUCAGGCUGGUAAAUACUCCCUAAUUCCUUUCUCCAUGCAAAUUUUUUAGUAAACAAGUCAUAUUCCAGAAAA